UCGGAGUGAUCACUUCACGCCGAACAUAGCAGAGAGCAGUCAACCCGUCGUGUCUCUACCCGAGGCCGGAUGGUAAAAUCCAACCUCCAGCGGAUCCUAAACAGUCAUUGCUUUGCUCGCGAGAAAGAAGGAAAACAGCAGCCUCCCAUCACAAUGGCGAAUUUGAAUAGCGGCAUCUGUGACAUGAUCGGGAACCUGUCCCUGCACUGUAGUAGUACCCGCGGUCCGGGGCCUCAGUGGUGCUCCGAUGCCCCUCACCCACCCCUGAAGAUUCCAGGUGGGCGAGGGAAUGGCACACGGGAUCACACUCCUUCAGCUCGGCCGGUCUACUCGGACCGAAAGUUGACGGUAACGGAGGAGCCAGCAGGGAAUGGUCGCCCUGGGAUACUCCACUUUCAAACGCACCCCACUGUUACCAAGACGAUACAGUGGGAUGCUGUCCUCAGCAGCAGCGCUCUCUACGUGGAGAUACCUCUUGACCCUCUCCCUGAAGGCAGCAAGGAGAGUUUCGCAGCUCUCCUGGAGUAUGCCGAAGAACAUCUGAAAGUCGUUAGUGUGUUUGUCUGCUUUUACAAGAACAGAGAUGAUCGUGCUAAACUGGUGCGUACCUUCAGUUUCCUGGGCUUUGAGAUUGUGAAACCGGGCCAUGCCCUCGUCCCACCUCGACCCGACGUUUUCUUCAUGGCUUACAAUUUUGAUCGGGACUCUUCGGACGAGGAGUAGCUCCCUGGACAGCCCCCCCCACUCCCUCCUCACCUCCCCACUAUAUGGGUGCCCAUCCCGUCCCAGCUUAUCCAUCUGCACCCAGCAUCUGUGUUAAACCCUCAGCGGUAGCUCUCUGUAUGCAAGCAUUCCCCCCCCCAUGCUUUUUAUUCAAGGGAAUAUGUAAGCUGUGCAUCUCCUGAUUCUCCCCCAAAUCUAUCUUUGUGUGUUUUAAUAUGCUAUUUUCAUUCAAGAUUGAUUAGUGUUGUCACCUAAAUACGAGGGAAACUGUUUGUUUUUUUUGGACUUUGAUUAAAUUGCAGUUGUCAUAGCUCUAAGUUAAAUUGUCUUAUUUCCAUUUUUUGUCAAGUCGUUGCUUUGUUUAUUUACUUUUAUGAUAGACUAAGGAGGAGAAAUCUUAAAUUCUUGAAUGUACAACAAAGGAUCAGGUUUACACUCGGGUACUCCAGCUUUGUUUUUUUGGAUUGGCUAAAUAAUAACUUCAACAUUUUUGCCCAAAUACCUACGUAUAAAUUUCAGCGGGACCAGUUUGGUUUUAUAGCACUGAUACCCUUUUAAGUAUUAGUUAUUUUUAAAACUCUACGUUUUGAGCGACAGCCCCAAUAAUUGGUACUUCAUAAAGAAUAGUGAAUCCAUUUAGACUAGAGGUGGAGAGAUAAGAUGAAAACUGUUGCACGUGUUGGUUUCAAGAUCCUACGACGAGUGUGUUUGUACAGAGUGAAAGGAAAGUGAAUAAUCCAAAGUGCUUUUGCUUCUUUCUGCCAUGUGUAUCUGACAAUAUUGUAGUGUUUUAUUUUGGAGGAUGAAAAAUGUUGCUGUGAAUGGGAUUUAUUUUUUUGGUGUCAUUUUUGGAUUAGCAUUCCUUUUCAACUUUUUGUUUUCCAUGAUAAUAAGGAGUUCAUUGUUCACCUGCAUAGUGGUACCUGUUGUGCGUCUGUGAUAAUAAAACAAACAAAAAACAAAA
Platichthys flesus (European flounder) is the source of this 1687-nucleotide messenger RNA. It is a transcript of the gene oaz1b, whose product is annotated as ornithine decarboxylase antizyme 1b. The record is from RefSeq and is a predicted model, not a curated record. Gene Ontology annotation, molecular function: ornithine decarboxylase inhibitor activity. Gene Ontology annotation, biological process: positive regulation of protein catabolic process. NCBI's taxonomy places the organism in Eukaryota, Metazoa, Chordata, Actinopteri, Pleuronectiformes, Pleuronectidae. Gene Ontology annotation, cellular component: cytoplasm; nucleus.